Messenger RNA from Durusdinium trenchii, 1236 nucleotides. The record is from the annotation of a GenBank genome assembly. Lineage: Eukaryota; Dinophyceae; Suessiales; Symbiodiniaceae.
AUGGUAUGGCAGAGUUGCUAUGCAGUGCUUGUUUGGAGCCUUUGUAUCUCUUCAAAGGCCCAGACAGUGAGCUGGAGCACCACAGUGGGUACCGAGCUCUACGACUACAGUCGGGCAGUGGUCAGCAACUCGCAGGGGGAGAUCUUUAUCGCAGGCGCAAGCCGUGGUCAGAUGGCAGAAAAUGGCACUUGGGAUGAGAUUGACACCACCAUGGACGCCUGGGUCAUGAAGUUCUCUUCUGACGGGAACCUGCUUUGGACAUAUCAGGCUGGGGCAACAGGUGAUGACACAGGAAAUGCCCUGAGAGUGACUGAAGAUGGCGGUGCCAACCAUGUCCUGCUGGCGACUUACGCCGCAGUGGAAAUCAGUGUGAUCUGGCUGGAUAUGACCACUGGCGCUGUGGUUCAGAGGGCGGAUGUGGCCACCCCGUCGCACACCUACCCGUACGCAAUGACCACGGACAAUGCUGCCCAAAUUUACGUGUGUGGUUGGACGGGGGGUGACUUCAGCACGUAUGGCCAAACCAACCUGGGGGACGGUGACAUCUUUGUGAUGAAGCUGAACGAUACGACCGGAGCUGUCUCGUUUAUCUCCCUACAGGGCUCCAGCGCUCUUGAGCGGGCUCCUGAGCUUGUUGUGGACCAAAGUGACAACAUCUUUCUGGUGGGCUACACCGGAGGCAGUCUGAACGGUCAGAAUGCAGGCUCGAAUGAUAUCUUCGUGAUGAAGCUGGACCCAUACGGUGAUCGGCUUUGGACCUGGCAAACCGGGACGGCCCAAGAUGACCGGGGCCAUUCCAUCCAGCUGGAUACGACCGGGAACAUCUUCGUUGGAGGCUAUACCGCUGGGAGUUUGUUCGCGACCAGCCAGGGAUAUAAUGAUUUGUUUUUGCUGAAACUGGUGGAUAAUGGAGUCUCAAGGACGGUGGCCUGGAGUCUUCAGACUGGGACGAGCGGCACAGACUAUUCGCAGGCCACGCUGCAGCUGAAUACUGGCAUGCUACUGUUUGGAGGAUACAUGGAUGCGUAUGUCUGGGAGGGACACCCCACCGAGGGCGACUACGACUUGGCCCUGAUGCAAGUGGAUGCCGCUAGCGGCGAGCUGAACUGGACCAUGCGAUGGGGAAGCGCAGGUUUUGAUGUCUUAUUAUGUACUCAUUUGGAUGGCUUUGGGAAUCUCUUGGCCACCGGCUACACGAAUGGUAACUUGGAGGGUACCUUUCAGGGACGUGCUUGA